Messenger RNA from Ceraceosorus bombacis, 1948 nucleotides. The record is from the annotation of a GenBank genome assembly. NCBI's taxonomy places the organism in Eukaryota, Fungi, Basidiomycota, Exobasidiomycetes, Ceraceosorales, Ceraceosoraceae.
AUGCGCUUCACUUCAUUCACCGCGCUGGCUGCAAUCGCCGCGUUGUGCAUUUUGCCUCAUCUAGCGGCGGCGCUGGACCAAAUCUCUAGGUGAGUCUGUGGCUAUGCAAUUCAAGUGUCAGGUCGCAAGUCAGCGAUGCUCAAGCUUGCACCGUCGCGUGUCGCAAGGCGUGGCAAGUACCUCGUCAAUCCCGCAGGCCAGCGUUUCUCGAUCAAAGGCGUUGCCUACCAGGAAUCGGUGGCGACCGAAGUCGCUGAGGGCACGACUUACCCCGAGCCUACAAGCUUCGUCGACCCUCUCGCACUAUCAGAUGCGUGUCGAAGGGAUGUUCCGAAUCUCCGCAAUCUCGGGGUCAAUGUCGCAAGAGUGUUCAGCGUCAAUGCCUCGCUCAAUCACGACGACUGUAUGCGCGAAUUCAGUCAAGCAAACAUCUAUGUCAUCCUGGACAUGGCUCUGCCCGGAAACGCAUCCAUCAAUCGAGCUGAUCCAGUGAGUUCAGCUGGCGAUUGAGAUUGAGUCACAAAGUGGACGGCAGGCGGAUGGAGGCAAGCUAAACAUGCCAUCUUGUCUUCAGGUAUGGGACACUUCGUUGCUCCAGCAAUUCACGUCUGUGGUAGACGCCUUCGCCAAGUACGACAAUGUUCUCGCCUACAACGUGGCAAACGAAGUAGUAACAGCCAACAACAACACGGAUGCGCUGCCAUUCGUACGAGCCGCUGUUCGAGACGUCAAAGCUUACUUGCGCGGUCGCAACCUCAACACCCUCGUGACAUACACUUCGGCAGACGGACCCGAUGGCGCGCAGGGUCGUCGUCUACUGCAAGCUCGCUACCUGACCUGUGGCGAUGAGGCAGAUACCGUCGAUUUGUACGGCCUGAACAGCUAUGCUUGGUGCGGCGAUAGCAAUUAUCAAGCUUCGGGCUACGCCACGCUGGCCCAGGACUUCGGGUCUCUCCCAGUGCCAGCAUACCUGUCGGAGUUUGGCUGCGCGCAGGGAGGUUCUGCGAACAGGCCUUGGACUGAGGUCGCCGCCAUCUACUCGCCGCCUUUCAGUGACGUCUUCUCUGGAGGUGUGAGUAGGUCGCAGUUGCAGGCAAAUCUAAGCCUUUGUGGGGAGUCAUGAUCAAAGGAAGCGCACGCUAACGAACUCGAUUCCGCACCACAGGCCGCAUUCCAAUACUUCCCGCUCAAUGCCAGUGCUGGCGGACUUGACUACGGUCUGACGGACAUCAACAAUGGACAAGUCACCCUUCGAGCCGACUGGGACAGGCUUCGCGCGCAAUUUGCCAAUGCGACCACGCCAGGCAUCCCCUCACCCUUGCCAGCGACCUCCUCUGACUGUCCUGCUCAGUCCGAGGUGCUACUUGCCAGCUCGCAACUCCCUCCCACGCCCAAUGCUGCACUGUGUGCAUGCAUGCAAGCCAAUGUCUGGGAGUGCCAACCUCGGCCGGCGACGGUCAACGACUUGCCGCUUCUGGGCGAGACUGUCGGAGCUGCGUGCUCCCUGCUCGAUCAAAACGAUGCGCCAGUAUCUUGCUCGGCCGCUCUGGAUGGUAACGGCGCGACAGGCACCUAUGGCAAUUGGAGCCAAUGCAAUGCCCAGCAGCGCUUGAGCUGGGCAAUGUCCGAGUACUAUGGUCUGUUCCGCAACAGCUCCGACUCGUGCAGCUUCUCCAACAAUGCGGCUCUGGUGCCGAGCAUUUCUGCUUCUGCUGUACAAGACGGAUCCGCACAGGCUCAGUGCAUCUCAUCUAACGGAGGAGCCGUUGCGCGCGUUUUUGAUCCUCCUCCCACUGGAUCCAGCAGUGGAGGAGGAGCUGGCGGCGGUGGAUCCGGCGGCUCCAGUAGCGGAUCAGGUAACGACAACUCUGGUGCGAUCAUGCAUCUGCACCCAGUCUAUAUCCUUGCCUCGGCCUGUGCGGCUCUUGCGCUCGCCUCUGCCAUUUAG